GGAAUGCUCUCUUCUCGGGUUCUCGCUGUGCAGCGUCGCAGUGUCUCUCGAGAGAUGAAAGCUUGUCCCAUGCGUGUCUCCAAUUAAUCUCCUGUGGCGGCUGCCUCGACUUCAUCAUUCCCCAGGAAGAAAUCUCAGGCUUCUUGAAAGGAAUACUUGUCAAACCUACUUGGGAAAACUUCCAUCACCUAAGAAAACAACCCUGAAAGGAUAGGCAGCACCACGAGCCUUUUCCAGCCGUCCUCCGAUUGCCAAUUAUAUAAUGAAUCCAUCAUUGACCGUCCUAUUCAUCUUGUUUCCCUUUUUUGUGUCUGCGAUAAUGGAGCAGACAUGCCCCAACGAAGACACAUCACCCUGCACAUGCACCAAAUAUUCGGAUGGUGAUGUGAGAGUGGAUUGUUCGAGUGCCAGUUCUGCUGCUGCAAUUUCCUCAGCCCUGACGAAGGACUCAUGGCCCUCCAUUCAACUCUGGGAAUUCGUCAUUGAAGACAAUGUGGAAGUAGCAGAACUCCCGGAAGGAAUAUUUGGGGAUCUUUCCUUCCAGCGGAUAUUUAUGAGAAACACUGCAGUGAAGAAGAUCCAUCCAACAGCCAUCCUCCCUUUCAAACGGCUCCUUACGUACCUCGCCAUUAUCGAUAGUCGUCUGGAGAACUUCCCUUUUCAUAUUCUUCAUGAAUUCCGACAUCUGCGAGAACUCCGGCUCUUCAACAAUCUGUUGACCUUCGUCCCGACUUUCAAGAGCGAAAGUCUAGAAAUACUGCGCCUUAACAGCAACAAGAUCACGAAUCUGGCGUUCGAUGGAUUGGUGACUCCCAAAUUGACGUGGCUCGAUCUCCACGACAAUUGGUUGACCUCAUUCCCAAUCUCCAAAAGCGACAGCUUGGAGCUACUCGGUGUCGGUGGCAAUAACAUCACCAGUGUGAAGUUCGACGGGUGGGCGACUCCCAAUUUGAAAAAACUCUAUCUUCACAACAAUUUCUUGACAUCUGUCCUGGCCUUCAGGAGCGAAAGCCUAGAAAUACUUAGUCUUGAUAACAAUAAGAUCACGAGUGUGGACUUUGACGGAUGGGCGACUCCAAAUCUGACGCGGCUCGAUCUCGACAACAAUUUGCUGACCUUUGUCCCGGCCUUCAAAAGCGGCAGCCUGGAAAUACUUCAUCUCGAUGACAACAAGAUCAGGGGUGUGGAGUUUGACGGAUGGGUGACUCCGAAAUUGAAGGAACUCCAUGUCUACAACAAUUUGUUGACCUCGUUCCCGGCCAUCAAGAGCGAGAGUCUAGAAAUUCUCAAUCUCCACAACAAUAACAUCACGAGUAUGGAGUUCGACGGCUGGGCGACUCCCAGAUUAAGGGAAUUCAGCAUUGCAAAAAAUCCCCUUUCGAGGCUCCCUUCUGAAAUAAUCAAGGGCAUGAAGAAUCUCGAGAAAUUCUUUUCUUCAGAGUGCAAUCUGGGUCCAACCCUUUCAAGAGGAGUCCUGGAAUUCAAAAGCAACGCCUUGAAACUGGUAACACUUUGGGGAAACAAUAUCUCCAAACUGGAUGAAGAACCCAUCACAGGUCUAGGACCAAAUACCGAGGUUCAACUAACCAACAACGAAAUCGUUGUAUUGUUUGAGGGGAUCUUCCAUCCAAUGUUGGACAUCCUCUCGAAGGGAGAUGGAGUCCUCUAUCUAGACGGUCUAGGACCAAAUACCGAGGUUCAACUAACCAACAACGAAAUCAUUGUAUUGUCUGAGGGGAUCUUCCACCCAAUGUUGGACAUCCUCUCGAAGGGAGAUGGAGUCCUCUAUCUAGACGUAUGUGGGAAGAAAGAAAGUCAAAUUCAACUAUCAGCAGGAGGAAAUGCGUCUGAAAUCGGAGAAUGGCCAUGGCAAGCGGCCAUUUAUGACAUCAAGAAAGAAGACGUUAUUUGUGGAGGGGCUCUCAUUAGGGAAGAGUGGGUGCUGACAGCUGCCCAUUGUGUCGUUGUAGUUGGUACCCUCAGACCUCGGAAAACUGAAGAAGUUUUUGUCCACCUUGGGAAGUAUUACCGAUCUUAUAACAAGACAGAUGAACACGUGCAGAUCAGAAAAGUGUCUCGCAUAAUCUUGCAUAAGGACUUCAACUUAUAUAGUAACUACGACUCGGACAUAGCUUUAUUGAAACUAACAAGACCUGCCGUGCUAACGGCGCGAGUUCAGUUGGUAUGUCUUCCGAGCCGAUUUGAUUUAUCUGAGGCAAUCCUCGACAGUGGAGUGACAGGAUGGGUGGCCGGUUGGGGUUAUGACGGCUCGGAUGAACUCGCAGCUGUCCUGACUGAGGUUCAACUCCCGGUGAUAUCCAAUCGCAAAUGUGUUUGGGACACGCUUAAUUUCACGCGUGACCCUGGCGUCACUCGUACCCUCACCUCAAAUAUGUUUUGCGCUGGUUUUUCUGCGGAUACUCCUUUUGAAGAUUUUCGAACAGUGUGUUCAGGGGACUCGGGAAGUCCCAUGGUCUUCCUCUCCAAUUCAUCACGGGACAGCGACUGGGCGAUGGAAGGGAUCGUGAGUCACUUUUUCCAGAAAGGUAUUUGUUCCAAGAGACGCCCUGGACAGUAUGGCAUUUUCACCAAAGUUAAUAGGUUCACCCAGUGGAUCAACACGGGCCGUUUCCUCGUCUUCUUCUUGUGCCAACUGACUGUGAAGGGGGAAAACCUCAGAGGAAAAACGUAUCGGCAGCUGGAUGGGGUGAAUGCGAGUAUUAUCUAUCCUCUUCUGGAAGUUUUUGUCAACAGCACUGUGAUCUGUGCAAAUUUCUGUCUGAGGAUCACUGGGUGCAGGGCCUUUUCAUUGGACAUGAAUGGGGAAGCAGACAAUUUUGCGUGUCGACUCGCAGGAGCCAAUUCUCAAGUGGGGACGCCUGGCGGCGGUGUCGUCUCGGAGUUAUAUUACGAAUGCGGUGUCGUUCCAGAGGGCUACGUCUUCGCGGCGAUGACGGGCGGGAAGGUUCACUUCCUGAAGGUUUCGAGCGACGCCCGCAGUUACGCGGAUGCACUCGCCGCCUGCGAGGUCGAGGGAGGGCGGUUGGUCAUGGACAACGGGGGUCAGGCGUGGCACGACCACAUCAAGCACUACAUCGCGUCUGACUUUUGGAUAGGGGCUGACGACAGGGACAUGGACUACAUCUACACUUGGCUGGACGGUACUACGUUGUCGGUUCCCUUCUGGUGCCCCCAGCAACCCGACUUUUACGACUACGGCGGCGGCGGGUCUGAGCGUUGCGUCUACAUGAGAAGCACGUGGGGCGAAUGCUGGAACGACGCGUUGUGCAGCCAGUCGCGCCCAUCGCUCUGCCCCCCUUACCCCCAUGCCCCCUUACCCCUCUGCCCCCCUUACCCCCCUGCCCCUCUUAUCCCC
Messenger RNA from Darwinula stevensoni, 3376 nucleotides. NCBI's taxonomy places the organism in Eukaryota, Metazoa, Arthropoda, Ostracoda, Podocopida, Darwinulidae. The record is from the annotation of a GenBank genome assembly.